CUUCCACAUGAUGGCCUCUCCUCAGCUUGGUAGCCCGACGCGCGACUCGCCACCGAAAGCAUUGUCCCGUACUCCAGAGCCUUCCUCUUCCUCGUCAUAUGCCUCUGCUCAAGAGGUCCCUGAGACAAGGUCCAUGACUUUUAAGCGACUCCGAUCGUCAUUGGAGCAAAGUUUGAAGACCGCAACACGUUCCAGAGCAAAAGUCCUGCCACCUGUUGAUGACUUCGCAGCCGUCUCCGUCAAGGGUAAAGGCAAGGAGAAAGAGCCUGAAAGCCACGUUGCUGUGAAAGGGCAGGAGAAGGAUAAGAUCCUGUCCGGCAUGCUGAGACGGUUGGAAUCAAGGGUGGGACUGCGCAGAACUGCACGGGUGUCGACAUCGACAUCGAUCCCCCUUGACGCAAGUCACGUCAAUGCGAUUGGAGCGCCUGCUGCCAGUGGUAAUAACGCGGAUGUAGUCACCAAGUCACGCCAGCCUGGAUUCACGAGUUUUGCUACCCCAUCCCUGUGGCAGGCAUCCGUGUCUUCACCUGUUCUCCAUCUCUCAUCCCAAAAUUUGCCGUCGGGUCCGUCGCAACCUGCAGCAAUGGCGCCAUUAUCAAAUACAGGCCCUAUCACACCUGCACGCGAUCGCACGCGGCGCGCCAGCGUUCAGCCCAUUAAGUUCAAGGAAAUUAGCGGUCCUCAGCCAUUAGCAACGCGGCAUGACCACCGCAGUGGCGCUGUAAUGCCUGACCGCUCUGGUGCGGCCUCCCCUCGGGCAGGUAAAUCUCGUCCAUCUCCAGUACUCUCUACACUCAGGGGACGUUCGUCGGCUGACACACCUAGGCGGAGCCAUGAUUCGUCGAGCCCGCCGGGAACCCUGCCUGGCUCCCGAGCGCGGUUUGGCGACCUGUCCAGAACGCCUGUGGCUACGAGUGCCACUCACCUGCCUCUCCACAGCAGUCCACCUUCCUGUCACACUCCCAAUCGUGCUGUGAGUCCUGCACGCGCAAGGACACCUCUUAAACAAGCCGUGGCUCCCGCAUCCUAUCAGGGGUUUACUUCUGCAUCUACAUCUACAUCACAUCUUUCUUUGAAUUCCUCCAGUCCACCAACGGUAUCAACUUCAGCCCGUAUGCCUUCUGUGGAUGCACCAAGGAGACCCUCAGUUGAUGCGCCACGGAGAAGCUCCAUCGACGUGCAUCGCCGACCCAUGGCCUCCCCUGUGCCUAGAGCAUGCUCCCCUCAGUCUACCGUGCGUCCACGUGCUACAUCACCUUCUCAGCGCACGCCUGCAUGCGCCCAGAAUCGCUUUAAUAUCUCAACUGCUUCCCUUGUCUCUCCUUCCACUCCAGAGCAGCGUGAGGUUAUACGUGCUGCAACUUCGCUUCUUUGCAAAGAAUUACGGAAAGCACCAGCGCAUCUUGCACGUAGUGAUGCACAGAAGGAGUGGGCGGAAGUAGAGGUGCGCAUGCAGCCCUUAAUCAGGCUUGAACGCGUUUGGGGGAAGAGUGGCUGUGCCAGUGCCAGUUCUAGCCAGGUUGCUGGGGGUGUUGGCUCCAUGGUGCUUAGCUCAGCUGGGGAGGAAAGAGAAAGGAAGCUCUUCUGCGAGGCCCUUCGAGAUGGCGUUGUUCUCUGCCAGCUGAUAAACAAGCAUUAUUCUGGGGCCAUAACUCGCAUCGACCACCGUGAAGAUGGUCUUAAGCAAACCAGCAACAUCACCAGGUUCAUUGCCGCAUGCUCGCAACACGGUGUCCCUUCCGACGACAUUUUCUAUCGUGACGACCUUAUCCAGGCGACCCCAGAGACCCUUUGCCGUGUCGCAUGUACCAUCAUUUCGUUGAUGAAGCUUUUUGAAGACCCUGGAGUCGGUCGUGCCAAAGUCAUCGCGGGUCAAGGCAAGAAAGGUGCCAUCGUAGCUUCAAGCAACGACCCUUACUCCUCGGCGAUUUCUUGCGCCGCUUCUUCCACACCGAAUCUGCUACCACGACCAACCUCUCCAGUUCGUAGAAUGCAGAGUCCACAUGAACGAUCACUCCUCCCAGUGCGACCUGAUAGUCCGCAAUCGGGAACAUCUGCUGGCACAGCUAAGAGAGUCCCCAUCAUUGACAGAAGCAUGACACCAGCCAGUAACAACAAUCAUGAAAUCCACCAGGUUCCCCCUCUUACGAGUCCAUGUCCAACCCCUAUAUCUUCCCUUCGUGCGCACUCUCGAACUGGACUUCCAGUUGACAGUAGCGUUAGCCCUCUCUCCAGCCUUCAGCCACUCGACAUUCCCUUCCCUCAAUCACCGACUUCGCAGGUGUCCAAUCUGUCGACAGCGGGCUGUGAUGCAGACUAUCCCCCACGACAGUCAAGAACCUCCAGCAAUCUCACUGAUAACACUGCCCUCUCCAGCAUCUUUGACAUCAGGCGGGUAAGCAGCAGCACCCAAAACAAGUUUGGCACCAUCAGGACUUUCACAACUGAAGCGACCUCUUGCUCUGAGGCGCCUUCGUUUACUCGAACGGAGGCUAGCUCGGUGGCAGCACUCAUGGCAGAAGAGAUGAACAGGAGACGGGGUAGUGGAGAGCCUACACCUCGGUCGAGAGAGCGACGCCCGAGCGAGCCAGGUGUACUUGAUCUGGUUAGCCUCGCAGAGGAAGAGGAGAACAGUGCCUGUGGGUCGAGCUCUAAUCACCAUCAGAAGGAGAGUCUACAGUCUAAGGGACCCUCGCGGGAGCAGGAAACGGACGCGCAGAACCGUGUGCGACUCGGUAAAGGCAAAUGGCCCGACGACUUUCUGGACGCUUUCAAGGCACAAGCUCCAAGUCCAUCUCAAGCAGUUCCAAUUGCAACAUCGUCGAACAGUGUAGAUGCGCCCCUUGGUUCCAGCCCUCUAUCUGUAUCCCCGACCAGAAAGCCUUCCAUUGUUGGAUCAUCACGUCACAACGACAGCACAGAGUCCAGAGUUCGAAGGCCAUCUCAUCGGUCAACCCAUAGCGCGGAGGUCCUAAUGCCGAGGAAUUCAGUGCUUCGUUUGGAUACCAGCUCAGACAAUUCACCAGGCUCCAAAGUCAUUCUGCGUCGUCAGAGUACACGGAAUGGUGUUCGCAGAAAUGGGGUCUACUAUCCUCGUAAUAGCGCCGACGACCCUGGGACUCCAAAGGAUGACGAUCCUCGCAUUGUCCCCUUCCCGCGUGCCGUGUCAGGGGAACAUGCUGCUCGUGCCACGCCAUCUCCCGAUUCUACUGCCAAGGGCAAUGUCACGAAUAACCAGGAUGCUCCCCGUGUGCGUGGUCGCUUCCAGAGUGAUGUUGAAGAUAAUCGAGCUCGAAGAUGCAGUCGUCCAACUUCGCUUGAUGAGUUGGGCAGAGCGCGGAGGUCUCGAUAUGAAAGCAUGGUCAAUCUAGGGGUGGCCUCUGGAAAUACCAGUGCGAGCGACUUACUAUCAAGGGACUCCGGCGACGGAAGCGCCGUACGACAGACCGUAAUAAUCAAGGAAGAAGGGAAACCUGCGACUCAUUUCCAACUCGGAAAUUGCAUCGGCCGCGGGCAGUUCGGCACAGUGUAUCGGGCUCUGAAUCUGACAACCGGACAAAUGGUGGCAGUUAAACGAAUCCGAUUAGAAGGUUUGAAAGAGGACGAAGUUGCCCAGCUCAUGAGGGAGGUGGACUUGAUGAAAAGACUAUCACAUCCAAGUAUUGUGAAGUACGAAGGGAUGGCUCGAGAUGAACAGUACCUCAACAUCGUUCUUGAAUAUGCUGAAAGCGGCUCAUUGGGCCAGAUGCUCAAAGCUUUCGGCAAGUUGAAUGAGCAUCUUGUGGCAGGCUACGUUGUCAAGAUUCUCGAGGGCUUGCAUUACUUGCAUCGUUGCGAUGUUGUCCACUGCGAUUUGAAAGCCGCCAACAUCCUCACUACAAAGACGGGGAAUAUCAAGCUCUCGGAUUUCGGCGUUUCCCUGAACCUGAAAGCUAUAGAACGAGAGAAGGACGUUGCUGGUACUCCGAACUGGAUGGCCCCAGAGGUCAUCGAGCUCAAAGGGGCUUCAACGAAGGCUGACAUUUGGUCGUUGGGAUGCACAGUUGUCGAACUUCUUACUGGACGUCCGCCAUUUGGGGAUAUCACCAACACAAUGACAGUCAUGUUCCGCAUUGUCGAGGACGAGAUGCCAAUCCCUGAAGAAUGCUCCGAGCCGUUGAAAGACUUCCUUCAGCAAUGCUUCCAGAAGGAACCCUCGAUGCGACCUGAUGCUGAGCUAUUGUGCGAGCACCCCUGGCUGAAGAAAAAUUGGGAUGCCCUCAAGGAGCUUCGUCUUCAGGAUAGCAUACCCUUUCUCCGGCGUGUUAGCACUGAUCUACAAAAGACUGACAUUACGCACCUUGCAUCUAUGGAUAUCAACAGAAUCGAAUCACCUUCCUCGGUUCAAGAGGAGCCAUCAAAGUCCCCAAGGCGCAGAUUAUCCAGUGGACCGUCUUCGCCAAUUUCGCUUCCGGAGAAUACCCCAUUCACCGCUAGGGAUCAUUCCUUUAUCAAGACCACCUUUGGGAAACCCAUGGUCUGUAGAGUGUGUAUGGGAAGUAUCAAAAGAAGCGCCGUCAUUUGCGACAAGUGUAAUCUCAUCACUCACUCGAAAUGUGCUCCUGAAGCUCCUCCCACAUGCGACCUUCGCUCUCAACUGUUACUUUACGCACAGUACGCCGAGCAAGGAAGCCCUGCUGGUAUCCCGUUCGAUGGAUUGAAUGGGCUACAUCCUCAUCCAUCGACGAUUAUUCCUUCUGAAGUCUCCUUCGCUACACCUUCUCCUCGACCAAGCACGGACAUCACGCCGUCAUCACAAUUACUAUCACCCACUCCUCCCAACGUCUACAAGCUUAUAAAUCCCUUCAAACGUUCUCGUUCUUCCCUAGCAGCAGAGAAUAGGUCUUCCCCUUUGGCAUCGCCGUCAUCGAUGCCUCAGCCUCUGUCUCACGAUGAUGUCACUCCCAAGCGAAAACCCUCUAAGCUCUCACCGAAUAUGAUCUCGAAAGAACGACCUCCUUCAUUGUCAAGUAAUGGUACUGCCCCCAAUGUCGGUAGCAUGAAGAAGGCUGACAGCCAGUCCAGCCGUCAAGAACCGGGCGGUAAAUCCUUCUUUUCAAUAGUUGAGCCUGAUACAGAUACAAUUCCACAACCUGGUCCACCAGUUCCCGACAAGAAACCAUUUUAUGCCCAUGCUACGACCGCCACUCUCAAUGAUCGUAUGGACAGUUCAUUACGCCACAUUCCGGGCACAGUGCCCAACGAACCUGACCGUCACAAAAAACGGGCAGCGGAGAAACCAUCAGGCUGCACUGUUCAGUGACUCUUCUCUCUCAUCUACUGUCAUCCUCGCCUGCACCAAUCAUCCGAUCAUAGCAUGAUUCAGAUACCGUCAUGGACACUGUACCACUAAAGUCCUUAGUGCUUUUACCCAUUUAUUACUGAUCACUACUAUACUGUUCAUUAAGACGUAUCUUAAUAUAUACUCUACUUUUAGCACUUAUAGCCUGGUGCAAUAUCUAAUAACCAACCACCUCAAGUUCA
Messenger RNA from Suillus discolor, 5523 nucleotides. RefSeq lists its product as uncharacterized. NCBI's taxonomy places the organism in Eukaryota, Fungi, Basidiomycota, Agaricomycetes, Boletales, Suillaceae. The coding region runs from base 8 to 5302 and encodes 1764 amino acids. The record is from RefSeq and is a predicted model, not a curated record. Gene Ontology annotation, molecular function: protein binding; protein kinase activity; ATP binding. Gene Ontology annotation, biological process: protein phosphorylation. The transcript has 8 exons.